This is a messenger RNA of Branchiostoma belcheri (Belcher's lancelet), 2375 nucleotides long. Its product is annotated as spore wall protein 2-like. Lineage: Eukaryota; Metazoa; Chordata; Leptocardii; Amphioxiformes; Branchiostomatidae. The record is from RefSeq and is a predicted model, not a curated record. Bases 33 to 2237 code for a protein of 734 amino acids. The transcript is spliced from 5 exons.
ACGAGUUUUGUUGGAACACUAAGUGAGACAAAAUGGCGGUUCGAACGGUCGACUUCUGGUUGGUGCUUGUGACAACCAUAACGUUAGCUUGUGUAAGCCACGCCCUCCCGACGUACAAUGGAGGCAUAGAGAACCAAUCCAGGGACAGAAGGGCUGCUGAGAACUCAGGAGGUCUGAAUGACGCCAUCGACAGCAUGCUCGCCAACGUGGAGGGCGUACUCGGCCGCCUGCACCAGCCGGAGAAACCCGACAACGACCGAGAAGAGCCCGAAAACGACCGAGACGAGCCCGAAAUCUUCCGACACGAGAUAAACAGAAAAGAGAAAGAAGAACAAUUGGACGAAUUACAAGAAGCGGACAACGGACUGAAGCACAUUCUCGAGGAAUCCAGGGAAGGUGAGGGAACGACUGAGGGAAAGAGCGAUGCUUUGGAAGACCUCGGCAAGGCUCUGGCCAAAGCUGACCAAGAAGACCGGGAAGAAAAUACUGCCGGAGGGAGGUCUGACAGACAAAAGGCAGGAGAUAAAGAAAAGGAGAGAAAUAGAGAAGACUCAGAGGGUGACGCCGAAGACAAGGAUGACGCUGACAGUAUUGAAGACACUGAUGAUACAGAUGAGGAAGAAUCAAGAGAAUCUUCGGAAAAGGAAGAAAAAGGCGACAUAGAUACAGACAAGGCGUAUGCUGACAUCCAGAAAGCAAUGGCGGAAAUAGACGCCUUGCGAAGUAAAGAUGGCCACGGAGACACAGACAAAGAAGGAGGAGACGGAGAUAAGAAGGAUGAAGAUGAACAGGAGGAAAAUGGUGAAGAUGAAGAUAAGGAUGAUGAGAAAGAAUCAGAAGGGGAGGAGGAAGAAGAGAGACAGGAAGGGGGAAAAGAGGAGGAAAGGGAAAAAGAUGAAGACCACGAGGACAAAAAAGAAUCAGAAGAGAAAGAAGAUGAGAAAGAAGGGGAACUAGAUGAAGGAGAAAAAGAGGGAGGAGAUGACAAGAUUGAAGAAAGCAAAGAGGAGAACAAAGAGACCAAGAACAGUGAUGAGAAUGAUAGAGAAGAAGAGGAAAAAGAAGACAAGGAAGAGGAAGUUAAAAGUGUCGACGACGACACAGAAGGGGAGACAGACAAGGAGGAGGAUGAAGAAGAUAAGGACAAGGAGGAUGACGACAUUGAUAUUGAAAAAGCAUAUGCCGAUCUGAAGAAAGCAAUGGCCGAAAUGGACGCCAUUCGCAAGAAGCAGCGAGGUGGUGGUGAAGAAACUGGAGAGGAAGGAGAAAAAUUAGAAGUAGAGGAGGUGCGGGACGAAGGGGAAGAAAAAGAGAAGAAAAAAGAGGACGGUGGGGAAGAAGAAAACAGACCAGGAGAUGGAGAAGAGAAAGAAAGAAAAGGAGAUGGAGUAAAGGAAGACGAUGGAAGAGGAGAAAAGGAGAAAGACGAAGGGGAUGAGGAAGAAGAUAAAGAUAAAGGGGAAGAACAUGAAGGGGAUGAAGAUAAAGAAAAUAAAGAAGAGGAAGAUGAGGAAGAUGAAGAUAAGGAAGAGGAGGAGGAGGAACAUGAAGAUGAAGAAGAUGAAGAUGGUGAAGAUAAAGAAGAUGAAGAUGAGGAAGAUAAAGAAGAUGUAGAUAAAGAUGAGGAAGAUAAAGAUGAGGAAGAUAAAGAUGAGGAAGAUGAAGAAGAUAAAGAAGAUGAGGAAGAUGAAGAUGAGGAAGAUGAAGAAGAUGAGGAAGAUAAAGAAGAUGAGGAAGAUGAAGAAGAUGAAGAUGAUGCAGAUGAUGAUGAUGAUGAUGAAGAGGAACAUGAAGAAGAUGAAGAUAAGGAUGAAGACGACGGGGAUGAGGGGAAAGGCGAAGGGAAUAAGGAAGAAGAAAAACAUGAAGAAGAUGAUGACAAGAAAGAAGAAGAAGCCAAAGAAGGAGAGAAAAAAGAUGCAGACAAGGACGAAGAAAUCAGGGAAGAAAAGGAAGACGAAAGCAAAGACGGUGACAAAAGUGAUAAGGAGGACAGUAGUUCUGAUGUGCAGAAACAGAAGAAGAAGCUCCUUCAGACAGCUGAGUACCUGAUGGGACUUGCCAUGAAUCCCGACGUCUCCAAGGAGGAGAAGAAGCGCCUCCUAGAGGACGCUGCCAAACUGCAGGAGGCGGCACAUGAAGGGGCGGUGCCUCCCGUUGAGUACGAGGGUGUGAUGAAACAACAUAGUCAACCUACGGAACUGGACAUGGACAAUAUACAUGUACCGAUUAUGUGAAUAAUACUGUGAAAAAAAUAAUGGUUCAAACUUUCCACUGGAUAUACAAAUUUAAAGGCAUCCAGUGCAGUUUUUAGGGCUUGGAAAUCCGAUUUUUCAAAGUCAAUAUUCUAGUCAUUUAUCUACGUACUGAGUUGA